Cricetulus griseus (Chinese hamster) is the source of this 704-nucleotide messenger RNA. The record is from RefSeq and is a predicted model, not a curated record. Lineage: Eukaryota; Metazoa; Chordata; Mammalia; Rodentia; Cricetidae.
AUGGCUGCAUGCGAGACGUGCGUCCGAGGCCAAGUGGCCUCCACUGUGCGUUACUGCAUGACGGUCAUUGGCACAGUGGUCCUGGUGAUUGGGACACUCUGCUUUGCAUGGUGGAGCGAAGACGAUACAGCUGCCCAGCCUGGCUCACUGGCCCCCACAGUGGAACAUCCGUUGCCCAAGAUCCCCCCAAUUUGGCUCAAGUCUGUCAGCUUACUCUGCUGUAGCUUGGGUGGCCUGCUUCUGUUGUUUGGCCUGCUCUGGUCCAUCCAGGAAAGCUCAAAGAGGUCGAGCCAGGGGGAGCUGUACCACCUCUCCAGAGACCUGUAUCACCUUGCUGUGGAGUGUCUUCUUUCCUGUUCCCAUAGGCCUCCCAAGGAGGCUGUCAUUCCCACUUACGAGGAGGCCAUGUACUGUCCACUGGCUGAGGGUCCCCAGCCAUGCCCUGUGCAGCCCGAAGAAGACCUUCAGUGCCACGCCCCGGGGGAUGCCCUGCUGGGGUCAUCAUCCCUCUCACCCCCACCCAGCUACGAGAGCAUCAUCCUCCAUCAGGGGGCUGUUUAUGGUCCACGUGCUGCAAGCUCCAGCUCAGGUUGAGCUCAGGCUGCAGGGGAGUUCCAGCAGGCCCUUGAAACUGGUCCCUAAGCCAUGAGCUUGGCUCAGGGCAUCCUCCAGUGCUGGGUUCACAGCAGACAUCCAACAGAGCU